Stylophora pistillata is the source of this 2986-nucleotide messenger RNA. RefSeq lists its product as uncharacterized. Gene Ontology annotation, molecular function: metal ion binding; RNA binding. Lineage: Eukaryota; Metazoa; Cnidaria; Anthozoa; Scleractinia; Pocilloporidae. The record is from RefSeq and is a predicted model, not a curated record. Gene Ontology annotation, cellular component: U2AF complex. Gene Ontology annotation, biological process: mRNA splicing, via spliceosome.
AUGCGUGAAAUAAACUCGAGUCGGCAUGUUUUUGUGUCACUUUGUGGCAGUCUUAAUACAAUAAAAUUCACUUCAGAAGUGGAAACGCAGGGAGAGAAGUGGAGAAUAGAAAAUGAUCCUAUAUUAAGGGCCAAGUUAGAGGCAAAGGAAAGAGCAGAAAAGAAGAAGUUGUUAGAAGAGGAAGAUGAAAGAAAAACUCAGCAUCGCUUGUGGUUGGAAAGGGAAGCCAUUGCCCAAGAAAGAUUUCGAAAGAAAAAAGAGGAUGAAGAAAGAAAGUUGAUAGAAAAAUUGGAACAAGAGGAAAGAAUCAAGAGAGAGUGGGAAGAGGAACAGAAAAGGGAGAAGGACAAAGAAGAACAGAAACAAAAAGAAAUCAACGAGAAAGAGGUGAUAUCACUGUUGACGGAUUUGGUUAUUCACCAUCUUGAAAAGGAUGCCUUGUUCAGGGAGUUGGACAAACCAUCAACUUCUGAGGCUAAUGGUCCUUGGCAUAAUCCUUUGGCACCACGUUCAGGUGACAGUAAAUCCUACGGCACAGAACAAGAUACAGUGAAUUGUUCGUUUUAUCUGAAGACGGGAGCCUGUAGGUUCGGAGAAAGGUGUUCCAGGCACCAUCCUCGACCCAGCUCCAGCGUGACUCUAAUGAUUCCAGGGAUGUACAACGACAUUCGCCUGUCUCAGUCAAUGCUUGAUGAAGCUGAUCAAGAUACAAGUUUAGAGUACGACGAAAGGGAUACUUUUGAAAGUUUCAAGCGGUUUUACGAUGACACUUUGCCGGAGUUUAGAAAGGCUGGAACUGUUGUGCAGUUUAAGGUUUGUUGCAACUUCGAGCCACAUUUGAGAGGGAAUGUCUACGUCCAGUUUUCUAGUGAAGAGGAAUGUGCCAAAGCCUAUGCAAUGUUUAACGCCCGUUGGUAUGCAUCAAAACAGCUCUCAUGUGAAUACUCUCCCGUCACCAAGUGGAAGUCAGCAAUAUGCGGACUGUUUGGGCGCAACCGCUGUCCGAGAGGCAAAAACUGCAACUUCCUACAUGUGUACCACAAUCCAGGAGAUGAGUUCAACCACAGAGAGGAUUUGUCACCAACCCGCACCCCAUUCAACGGUGGCCGGGCUUCCGAGAGAUCCGACAGAAGCUGGAGGCGAGAUCAUUGGAUCAGACGCAGAGAUCUGGAGCCAGAUAGAACGAGGGAUAGAGACUGGGAACAGGACAGGCACAGAAAGCGAUACGAUAAGGACUGGAGCCGAGAGAGAGAUGAUUACCGAGGCCGGCAUCGGAGAAGAAGUAGGGAAAGAGGACGUAGCAAACAAACAGAUAAAGAAGAGAACGGAGAACGAAGAACGAGAAGGAGAAGCUACAGUGAUAACGAAGAAAGAGAAGAGGAAACAGAAAACAAACACUUGAACGAAAGACUGUCUCCAAGUGCCGGUGAAAGUAACACAGAGGUUGGAAACCAGGACGGUGAAAAGCAACAUGAACUGACAGAGAAGCCAGCGGACCGAAAGCGGAAGCAUCAUUCAUCAGACAAGCACAGCCAUCGGCGAAAAUCCAAGAAGAAGCACAAACAUAAAAGCGAACGGAAGAAAAAGAAGAAACGGCGUUACAAGAGUGAGAGCGAAACUAGCAGUUCAGAAAGCGACAACGAUCAAGAUGAACAUUAGUAUUUCGUUCAGUUUAUGUAGCAGAAAGUCAGCCUUCAAAGUAGUAAUAGUAUCUCUGUUCUCAUUAUCGAGCACUCGGUGACCAGGUGUCAAAAAGGUUUGGUUACCGAUUCUCGUCGGUCGUGAUGAGGUGGAGGACUCAUGAUUACCAAAACUAAAAGCCAUACCUCCACUGAAUUAUUCUAAUGGGAAAGGAAACUGAUAGUUUGCCGUUUUUUUUCACAGCUUUUGUAACACUCUGAACAAUUUAUGGUGGUGCGCGGUUGUGAGAAAGCGACGCGCAGUGGAUAAUGCACCGGAUUCCCAGUUUGGACGUAAUUUGACCCAUUCUGCGAACAUAGACAUUUUCUUACAAAUACAAAGAUAAAAUGGUGCCAGUUCUCUAGAAUAUUUCUGUUCCUUUAUUUCACUUGGAAAGUUUAUUUAACUCCUCGGAGGGGCCACAUUUAAAGCGGCGUCCAUUCUUCAACGUUGCGCACAUAACAACGGCACCAAAAUUAUUGUGUGUCAAAGUUCGGAUGGCGCUUGGAUUAUCAGACUGUUACGAAUUUCGGACGGGGCUUCGUCAUGGGCGGUCUCAGUGGGCAGUGCCUAUUCUGGAAGGUGGAUACGUUUGGGUAGCAUCUUCUCAUGCCUUCGACAUGGGUGGGCCGUUAGCUUCGAUUCCCCUCCCGGGUUUCAUUAGCUUUUCUUUCCGGUUGCACCUAAUAAAUCAGUUGGAAAAUUUAUUGAAUCAGUCACGCAUUGACGUGACGUGCGCGACAGGUAUACGUCACGGAAACCUUGAAUAAACAUGUCACACCACACUUAAUGGCGUAUAUAUCUUUACCGUAUAGCUCAGUGAUUUCAAACGGGGAAUUUUAUUUCCAAAGUGGUCCAAAUCAAGGCUGUACUCAAAGAAAACAAUAGGUUUCCCUCACCUGAAAAACGUUGAAACGUAAACAUAUUUUAUAUUUAAAAUAUAUGAACUUCAUAUAUUCAUCGUACCAAACAUAUUUUAGUUGAAUUUUUUUGCUUCAGUAAUUUGCUUAGACACAUUUUCUUAUUAACACCGCUGAGGAAAAAAUAUUUUCUUGAAUCCCUGAACCUUCCUCAGAAAUUAUUCCCAUUAAUGAAAAGACGACAUUCUGUGAUCGUGUAGUUCGAUCGUUCGGGAGAGAAAGUACUGAGAAGGACUGUUAUCGUUACUAGUGACUACGUUUCGUCAGCCAGAGCGGAAGUCAUCAGCAGUCUACUGAAGUCUACUGAAGAAUUCUUGUCAAUCAAGUGUUGAUUGAUUUCCCCAUCAAUGAUAUUUUAAGUAAAUCGAACCAUGUUUUUAUGACUG